Exophiala bonariae is the source of this 3462-nucleotide messenger RNA. RefSeq lists its product as uncharacterized. Bases 1 to 3462 code for a protein of 1153 amino acids. The record is from RefSeq and is a predicted model, not a curated record. Gene Ontology annotation, biological process: xenobiotic detoxification by transmembrane export across the plasma membrane. The transcript is spliced from 5 exons. Gene Ontology annotation, cellular component: plasma membrane. Gene Ontology annotation, molecular function: fluconazole transmembrane transporter activity. NCBI's taxonomy places the organism in Eukaryota, Fungi, Ascomycota, Eurotiomycetes, Chaetothyriales, Herpotrichiellaceae.
AUGAACCAUCCACGAGAAUCUCUCAAGACCGUAUCUUCAGAAGAGGCUCAUUUUGCUCGAGUCGACAGCACUAACCAAGAUCAUGACGAAGACUCAGACUUGGGUACACUUGCUGCCAAUGACCCUCAAAAUCCACACGCCUGGUCGAAAAAUAGAAAAAUACUUCUGCACCUCGCCGUCUUCCUCACCUCUUUCACACCAACGCUUCAAGCCUCAGUCUUUGUUGCCAGCGUCAACCCGGUCGUCAAAAGAUUUGGCGUGACACUCAAUGAAUCCUUGCUCGGAAUCUCGCUAUGUGCCAUCGGCUUUGCCGUCGGGCCCGCUCUCGCUUCAACUGCGUCCGAACUCUUUGGACGACGAUGGAUUCUGAUCGGCUCUAUCACCCUCUGCCUCGUGUUCAAUGUGGUUGCAGCGACCGCCACUUCAUUCGCUGUGCUUCUUGUCGGUCGAACACUCUCAGGAAUCACCGGCUCCCCGAGUGUCACACUCCUGAUGGGGAUCAACAAUGACCUCUACCCCGAAGGAAAGAGUCGAGAUCUCCUGAUCUCCCUGUACGCAGUGGCCAUGGUAUGGUCCACGCAACUGGGUCCUCUUAUCGGCGAAGCUGUGGUCAACCGACAAGAUUGGCGGUGGUCCAUGUGGAUCGUCGCUAUACUCUUAGGCGUCUGCUUGGUAUCGCUCAUCCCACUGCAGGAAACAUUUGCGCCUGAGAUUCUGCGACGGCAAAAGAUCCGUGCGGGAACCAAGAUGGAAAAUAGGCAGAUCCUGUCUACCCUGGUCAAGAAGGGACUCUGGCGACCUAUACAUAUGCUCUUUGUCGAGCCUCUGGUACUUCCUUGCGCUCUGACCGUGGCUGUCAGCCAGGUUAUUCUCUUCGUUAACUACGUGGCUGUUCCUUACGUCCUGCUUAACAUCUACCAUUUUAGCGAGUACCAGGUCGGCCUUUCGUUCUUGUCCCUAUUUGCGGGUAGUAUUAUCGGUCUCAUCAUCGUCAAGUUCUGUGAGAUCCGUAUUGUGGAAGUCCGGAGGAAGCAGGCGGAGAUGGAGAAAAGACCAGUGAGAACCGAGGAUCGACUGUAUGCCGCCAUGAUUGGUGGCGUUAUCCAACCAGUUACCCUGUUCUGGUUUGCAUGGACGGCACGCGAGAACAUCCACUGGAUUGUGCCUCUUCUCGCGAUGAUGUUCUGGAGCACCUCAUUCACCUUGACCCAGCUAGGGAUGCCAAUCUACAAAAAUGCCUACUACUCCGCGCCAUUCGGAGCAUCGGCACUGGCACCAGACCUGAUGUUGAGAUAUGCUCUGUCCUCAUUCUUCCCAUUGUUCACGCCAAACAUGAUUGAUCGCAUGACGGUGGGGUGGGCUAUGUCGUUCUUUGCAUUCCUGUCAAUCCCCAUGGCAUUGAUCCCCUUCUACGUGUUUCGAUAUGGCGCUCGAUUGGUUGAGAAGUCUCGUUACCUACCGAAGGAUGUGGAGAUGUCAAAUCUGAUCACUUCGACACCCAUCGAGGCAGUGAACUCAUCUUUUACCCCUCUGGCCUGUUGUCUUAUCUCGAUCUUCCCGAUCAACUCUCCAUCCUAUCGUCACCCCACUUUGCCACUCAGAGAGACACCCAAAAUGUCUCGUCGUGGUGCCGCUGCGUCGGAUCGCAAUGCUGCCGCCAAUCGAAUUCGUGGUCCACAAUCCGCCUUGACAGACUUCCUUGCCUCUCACAACAUCUCUGCUCAACAGAUCCAGAGUGAUCAUCAGCGACGCCUACAACAGGCUGCUCGAGACGCAGAAGCAGCGAACGCCAACAACACUGAAGACAAAGAAAAUGAGAACGACUCGACCGGUGAAGAUGUAGCAGAACGUCAAAAGCGCAAGCGGAAAGAGGAGAAGGCCAUUUUAAAGUUGAAACAAAGUAAGGAAUUCAAGCGGCGCAAGUUCCAGCGGCAAUCGAGGGGUGAGGACGAUGAUAUGGAUGACGAUGCUCUCGCCCGCGAGAUGCUCAACACGCAGUCCAAGCCAUUGCCUGGUCAGCUAGAGAAUUGCGACAUCUGUGAGAAACGAUUCACCGUCACACCUUACUCCAAGACCGGUCCAAAUGGUGGUUUACUUUGCACAAAAUGCUCCAAGGAGAUCAACGAUGAAGAGAAAAAGGAAGCAGCUGCCAAGAAGAAGAAGUCCGUUGCCCCACGAGGUCGAAAAAGACAGACUGAAAGUGACCGGCUGAUGGGAGAUGUGAAACCGGGAGCGAAGAGUCUGGUCGAUAUCUGUGUCCGUCGAGUCGCCAAUGUGGUUCACGACAUCGAUGAUUUCGGCGAUAUGCCUGAAGAUGUCCUCGAUCGCUUGAGCCAAAUUCUGUCCAAGCAGAGAGUCUUGACUCCGAGAGUUCUCCAACUAUUUCUACGACGAGAGCUCAGUCGGAUCUCCAUCUACGACUGCGGCAAACUCGAGACUGAAGAUUUUAAGAAGAUCUUUGCCUUUAUGCCUGACAUUGAAUUCGUCAACCUGCGGUUUGCUGGUCAACUCAAGGAUGACACCAUUCAUUACAUGAUAGAUAAAUGCAAGAAGAUCCGUGAACUGCAACUGGGAGCUACAAAUCUCGUGACCGACAAAGCUUGGAUUGAACUAUUUCGGACCAUAGGACCCGGUCUGGAAAGUCUGAAACUUUCAGAGCUAAACGACUCGAUGAAGGGCGAUACCACUGCUGAGCUUGUUCAGAACUGUCAAGAUCUCAAACGACUGAAGCUCAGAUCUUGUUCACACAUGGAUGAAACAUCAAUCAGUCUACUCGGCCAGCUCCAGCAUCUCGAACACCUUACCCUGGCUGUCGCCCAACAAGAAACAUCAUCCGCAACCCUCGUCUCGCUAAUCAACACAUUGGGACCAAAACUUCGCACCCUCUGCCUCGAAGAGUACACAGACCUCGACGACUCUGUCCUCAAUGCAAUCGCAAACAACUGCAACAGACUUUCCAAACUCCGCAUUACCGGCUCCAUCAACGCCGCAGACACCGCUUUUGCUGAACUGUUUGGAAACAACUCACCAAUCCCUUCUCUCACCUACGCCGACCUAUCUGACAACAGAGAUAUCGACAAUACCACUGUUGAAGGCUCUACCGAAGCCCCCAUCGGCGUCGCAGACUCCACUUUCGAAGCCUUGAUGAACCAUUCCGGCUCGACCCUACAGCAGCUCAACCUCAAAUCCGACCGCCAUAUCUCGCACGCAGCACUGCUGAGCGUCUUCGACGGCAAGAAGAAAUACCCAGCCCUGAGAGACAUUGACUUGUCCUUCGUGACCAAAGUCGACGACGUGGUUAUGGCAGGUAUCUUCCGUAGCUGCCCUGCACUGACCAAGCUCGCUGUGUUCGCUUGCUUUAACGCGAGGAACGCGAGGAUUCCAGUUGGCAUUGCAGUUAUUGGGCUGCCAAAUGCGCAGGACAGUAUUAUUAUCGGGGGAGAUGCCAUCGGUGAGGCCUGA